Messenger RNA from Cladophialophora psammophila CBS 110553, 453 nucleotides. RefSeq lists its product as uncharacterized. NCBI's taxonomy places the organism in Eukaryota, Fungi, Ascomycota, Eurotiomycetes, Chaetothyriales, Herpotrichiellaceae. The record is from RefSeq and is a predicted model, not a curated record. The transcript has 2 exons. The coding region runs from base 1 to 453 and encodes 150 amino acids.
AUGUUUUCAACGACAACUACGUCGACCUCGACGAGGAAGACAGCAGGGGACAUUAUCGCGUCGGCAUCGCGGCCGGGCAAGUCGGUGCACGCGGGCUCCCAGGAGGAGCACCGUAACGACUACCGCAAGAGACUGUGGUGCGAAACGCAGUGGACGAACCUAAGCAUGCAGGCCAAGAAGACGCACGAGCUGCCCACUCUGCCGUACUUUGAUCCGGAGACCAUGUUGUUGAGCAAAGAGGUUAAUGCCCGCUUGUGGGGACAAUUGAGCCGAUUAUGGGACUACCUGGGCCCCGAGCGGGCUCCGUACGCCACGCCCGUCAUGGUCGAGGGCGGAGAGGUCAAAUGGCAUUCGUUCCUGAAUGGAAAUCAAGGCGAUGAGGCAGAUAUCUUCGACAAGGAGCUCGACGCCUUUAUGAGCCGCAGCCGAAAGCCCGGGGAGUAUGAUGGAUGA